UCUGAGGAGGUCUGAGGGGUUCAAAGAGUCUGAAAGACCCUGCAGGUUUUCAGGAGGUUCAGACAGUCUGAGGUGGUUUCUGCCGGUCUGUGGGGAUCUGAGCAGGUCUAAGUCUGAGGGGUCCGUGGGGGUUUUCACAGUUCACAGGAUUCAGUCUCUCUCAGUCUGAGAGUUUGAUUUUCAGGUAGUUUUGUUAAGGAGGUCUGAUCUGGAUCAUGUUGGAGCUCCAGGUCUUGGUCUUGCUCGCCCUGCAGGUAUUUACCUGUGCUCAGGAGGAUGGGGCCUUUGUGGAUGAUCUCAGCCUCCCGGAGCUCAGUGACGUCUGUACAGAAGGCAGCUGUUACCCAGCAACAGGGGACCUUCUGAUCGGGCGAGCCCAUCAACUGUCAUCCACCUCUACCUGUGGCCGGCCCCGUCCUGAACCAUUCUGCAUCGUCAGUCACCUGCAGGAGGAGAAGAAGUGCUUCAUGUGUGACUCUUCGGAUUCGUACGAUGAGCUGAGCUAUCAGACCAACAAUCAUCGCGUCGAGAACGUCGUCACCACGUUCGCUCCCAACAGACUGAAGACCUGGUGGCAGUCUGAGAAUGGUCUAGAGAACGUCACCAUCCAGCUGAACCUGGAGGCGGAGUUUCACUUCACUCACCUGAUCAUGACCUUCAAGACGUUCCGACCUGCUGCCAUGGUGAUCGAGAGGUCAGCUGACUUUGGAAAAACAUGGCAGGUUUAUCGAUACUUCGCCUACGACUGCGAGUCUUCCUUCCCCGCCAUUUCCCCGGGUCCAAUGCAGAAGGUCGAUGAUGUCAUCUGUGACUCCCGUUACUCAGACAUCGAGCCGUCCACUGAAGGAGAGGUGAUCUUUAGAGUCCUGGACCCGGCUUUCAAAAUCGAUGAUCCCUACAGCCCCAGAAUCCAGAACAUGCUGAAGAUCACCACGCUCCGGGUGAAGUUCGUGAGGCUGCACACGCUCGGGGACAACCUGCUGGACUCUCGGAUGGAGAUCAAGGAGAAGUACUACUACGCGGUCUACGACAUGGUGGUCCGAGGAAACUGCUUCUGUUACGGACACGCCUCAGAGUGCGCCCCGGUCCUGGGGACGGGGCAGGCCAGAGAGGGCAUGGUCCACGGUCACUGUAUGUGUAACCACAACACCAAAGGUCUGAACUGUGAGCAGUGCCAGGACUUCCACCACGACCUUCCCUGGAGACCGGCUGAGGGACGAAACACCAACACCUGCAAGAAGUGUAGCUGUAACCAGCACUCGGACUCGUGUCACUUCGACAUGGCCGUGUUUGUGGCCUCAGGAAACGUCAGCGGUGGCGUUUGUGACGAGUGUCAGCACAACACGGCGGGACACCGCUGUGAUCAGUGUAAACCCUUCUACUACCAGCACCCCGAGAGGUCCCUCAGAGACCCCAACAUCUGCCAGCCCUGUGACUGUGACCCUGUCGGCUCUCUGAACGGAGGAAUGUGUGACGGGAUGACCGACAUCCGCGCCGGACUGAUCGCCGGGCAGUGUCGCUGCAAAGUCAACGUGGAGGGAGAGCGCUGCGAGCGCUGCAGGGACGCUCAUCACGGCCUGAGUGACUCACCUGAAGGCUGCAAGGCGUGUUCCUGCAGCCCGGUGGGAACCGUUCCUGGAGGAAAUCCCUGCGACAGUGAAACUGGAAGCUGCUUCUGCAAACGUCUGGUGACGGGACGAGACUGUGACCAGUGUGUGUCGGAACAUUGGGGGCUCAGUAAUGACAUGGACGGCUGCAGACCAUGUGACUGUGACCUGGGAGGAGCCAUCAACAACCAGUGUGACCAGGGGAGCGGUCAGUGCGCGUGCAGAGAUCACAUGUUUGGACGUCGCUGUGAUCAGGUGGAGUCUGGAUUCUACUUCAUCUCUCUGGACCAUUACACCUACGAGGCAGAGGACGCUAAGUUUGGACCUGGAGUGACGGUUGUGCCGAGGCCCCACCCCCUGGACCGCAGCCCUACCUGGACAGGUACAGGCCUGGUUAAUGUCCCAGAAGGGGCCUACCUUGAGUUCACUGUGGACAACAUCCCCCACUCCAUGGAGUAUGACAUCAUCAUCCGCUACGAACCACAGCUGCCCGACCAAUGGGAGGAGGUCCUGAUGACGGUGAUGAGACCUGGACCAAUGAGAGCGGACAGUCGCUGCGUCAACACGGUCCCUGACGACGAUAACCAGAUGAUCUCCCUUCACCCGGGCUCACGGUAUGUGGUUCUGCCAAGACCAGUCUGCUUUGAAUCUGGUUUGAACUACACAGUCCGCCUCAACCUGCCUCUGUACUCAGCUCUGAGCGACGUCCAGUCUCCGUACACGCUCAUCGACUCGAUCGUCCUGAUGCCUCACUGUAAGAACCUUGAGAUCUUCUCGGCCUCAGAGGGGGGGGACUCCAACAGCUGGGACACCUUUCAGCGGUACCGAUGUCUGGAGAACAGCCAGGGGGUCAUCAAGUCUCAGACCACCGACAUCUGCAGGAACUUCAUCUUCAGCAUCUCUGCCAUGCUGCACCAGGGAGCUAAAGAAUGCCAGUGUGACCCUCAGGGCUCCCUCAGCACCGUGUGUGACCCGAGCGGGGGUCAGUGUCGGUGUCGCCCCAAUGUGGUUGGCAGGAACUGCGACAUGUGUGCUCCAGCUACGUUCCAGUUCGGACCUAAUGGAUGCAGAGAGUGUGCGUGCGACCCUCAGGGCUCACACAGUUCGUUCUGCGAUCAGCUGACCGGUCAGUGUGUGUGUGUUUCUGGAGCGUACGGCCGUCAGUGUGACCGCUGUCUGCCCGGUCACUGGGGCUUCCCCACCUGUCGACCCUGCACCUGCAACGGACACGCCGAGGACUGCGACCCCGACACCGGGCGCUGCAUCAACUGCAGGGACCACAGCACCGGGCACACCUGUGACAGGUGCCUGGAUGGUUACUAUGGAGACCCAGUGUUGGGGUCAGGUGACCACUGUCGUCCGUGCAGGUGUCCCGAUGGUCCUGACAGCCUGCGGCAGUUUGCAGACACUUGUUACCGUGGCGACUACUCUCAGCAGGUCACCUGUUUGUGCAACACCGGAUACAAAGGUGCUCGCUGUGAUGAGUGCUCAACUGGUUACUAUGGAAACCCAGAGGAGGUGGGGGGGCAGUGCCAGCCAUGUGAGUGUAACGGGAACAUCGACAUGUCGGACCCGGAGUCGUGCGACGCUCAGAGCGGCGUUUGUCAGCGCUGCCUGUUCCACAGCGACGGCCCCGCCUGUCAGACCUGCAAGCCGGGUUACUACGGCAACGCGCUGCAGCAAGACUGCAGGAAGUGCAUCUGUGACCAGCUGGGAAGUGACCCCGCCCACUGUCCGUUGCCUGGCGACUGUCACUGUGAGCAGAGCGGUCAGUGUCACUGCCUCGCCAACGUCGUGGGACGACACUGCGACCGCUGUGCGCCCGACACCUGGAACAUGGCCAGCGGCUCGGGCUGUCAGAGCUGCAACUGUGACCCCAAACACUCACACGGGACGUCCUGCAACGAGAUCAGCGGUCAGUGCUCCUGUCAGCCCGGCUUCGGAGGAAGAACAUGCAGCGAGUGUCGAGAGCUGUUCUGGGGAGAACCGGAGGUCCAGUGCCAUGCGUGUGACUGUGAUCCUAGGGGCGUGUCUCAGCCUCAGUGUCAUAAGGGGAGUGGUCACUGCGUCUGCGUGGACGGGGUCUCGGGUCCUCGCUGUGACGUCUGUGCUCGUGGAUUCUCUGGAUCCUUCCCGGACUGUCAGCGCUGCCAUCAGUGCUUCUCUGAGUGGGACCAUGUGAUCGGUCAGCUGACCAAUCAGACCCAUCGGCUCGUCAACAAGGUCAACACCAUCAAGGCAAGCGGUGUCAGCGGGCCGUACAGGAAGUCCAUCGACAGCAUGGAGAGCAGCAUCAAUGACAUCCGGACCCUUCUGAGCCAGAACCCAGCCUCCCAACCGCUGACCGAGAUCCAGGACCUGCUGCAGCAGACCAGCGACCUUAUGGGGGCCCUGAGCCAGAUGUUGAACCACACUGAACAGACUCUGGUCAAGGUGGAGGACUCGGACUCGGCUGCAGAGACUAAGCUGGACUCAGUGGUGGCAGACGCUCAGAAACUUGAGCGGAUGGUCCGGGAGCUGCUGGAUCAGGUGGAGUUCAUAAAGAACUCUGACAUCAGAGGGGCGACGGACAGCGUAACCAAGUACUUCCUGCAGUCUCAGACCGCUGAGGCUCGCGCUAACGCCUCUGCCAUCGACCCUGGCAGCCCCGUCGACGCCUCCGUAACUCUACGGCAACUCACAGAGGACAAACUGAACCAAACCAGGGAGGAGUUUCUGAGAAGACAGACUGAGCACGCUCAGAGACUGGACGACCUGGCAGGACAGCUGCAGACUCUUGACCUAUCAGAGAUCAGCCACAAGACCUGCGGUAGUCCAUCAUCCGGUCAGGAAUCGUGUGGGUCCUCUCCCUGUGGAGGUCUUGGCUGUGUGGACUCAGAGGGUCAGACAAGGUGUGGAGGUGAGGAGUGUGACGGUGUGGUGACAGCUGCCGGUAGAGCCUGGAUGAAGGCCAGAGACUCUGAACAGAAAAUCCUGGGAGCCAUGGAGGAAGUGGAGAAACUCUCUAAGAUGGUGUCGGAGACCAAACUGAAAGCAGACGAGGCGAAGCUCAGUGCUCAGGAUGUCCUGCUGAAGACCAACAGAACCAAAGUGAAGCUGGACCGGAGCAACGAAGAGCUCCGAGAACUCAUCAAGCAGAUCCGAGACUUCCUCACACAGGACGCUGCAGACCUGGAGAGCGUUGAGCUGGUUGCUAACGAGGUCCUGGCCAUGCAGAUGCCGACCACGCCGGCUCAGAUGCAGAACCUGACCAAUGAGAUCAGACAGAAGGUGGGAGAACUGGGACACGUGGAAACCAUCCUGCAGCAGAGCGCCAACGACAUCCAGAGAGCCGAGAACCUGCUGGAACAGGCCCGCCGAGCCAGUGAGGAGGCGACCGACGUGAAGGACUCAGCAGAGACCGUCAAACGAGCUCUGGAAGAAGCAGAGAGAGCUCAGACCGCAGCCAGCAACGCCAUCCAGCAGGCGGCCGCCGACAUCCACAACACCAACAAACUGCUGUCCUCUGUGGAGUCGGAGACGGCAGAUGCAGAGCUGAAGCUGAGUAAUGCCACCCACAGGCUACAGAUGCUGGAGCAGGACGUGACGCUGCUGAGAGACAAAGCUCUGAAUGUCACUCAGAGCACUGAACGGACCAAUCAGGACGCUGAGAGCAUUGAGAAGAUGGCAGAGGAAGUGAAAAAGGACCUGGAUGCUGACCUGAAGCAAAAGUACGCCACAGUUGAGGACCUGAUUGGACAGAAAGCAGGGGGCGUGGCUGAGGCGAAGAAGAGGGCGGAGUCACUGCAGCAGGAAGCCAAAGCGCUGCUCCUCAAAGCCAGUGACAAACUGCAGCUGCUCAAAGAUCUGGAGAAGUCAUACGAGGAGAACCAGCGUUCUCUGGAGGUGAAGGCGGAGCAGCUGGUGGAGCUGGAGGCUGCUGUGAAGACGCUGCUGCAGGUGAUCAGCCACAAGACCACCGUGUACAGCACCUGUCUGUUCUAGGGUCAAAGGUCACAGCACCUGUCUGUUCUAGGGUCAAAGGUCACAGCACCUGUCUGUUCUAGGGUCAAAGGUCACAGCACAUUUCUGUUCUGGGGUCAAAGGUCACAGCACAUUUCUGUUCUGGGGUCAAAGGUCACAGCACAUUUCUGUUCUGGGGUCAAAGGUCACAGCACCUGUCUGUUCUAGGGUCAAAGGUCACAGCACCUGUCUGUUCUAGGGUCAAAGGUCACAGCACCUGUCUGUUCUAGGGUCAAAGGUCACAGCACCUGUCUGUUCUAGGGUCAAAGGUCACAGCACAUUUCUGUUCUGGGGUCAAAGGUCACAGUACAUUUCUGUUCUGGGGUCAAAGGUCACAGUACAUUUCUGUUCUGGGGUCAAAGGUCACAGAACAUUUCUGUUCUGGGGUCAAAGGUCACAGUACAUUUCUGUUCUGGGGUCAAAGGUCACAGAACAUUUCUGUUCUGGGGUCAAAGGUCACAGUACAUUUCUGUUCUGGGGUCAAAGGUCAGAUCACUCAUGAAAACACAAGACUAGAUGUUGUUUAAAUACUCUGAAUGUUUUAUUGGAUCUUUUGAAUGAGGAACGUCUGAGUGUCCCUGAACGCAUCAUUUUAAAUGUGAGCUGCUCAGUGCCUCGGACAGAAAAUAUCUUCACCUGUGAACGUUAGAUUUUUUUAAAUCAACACUUUGAGAUCUUAAAGUCCUAAAACGCCGUAGAGCUCAUUAAAGUUUGAGGAUCAUUCUGAAACUGAUCAAACUUCUUUAUUUGAUAAACAAGCGACCUGAUGACCCGUCAGCAGCAGAACCACGAAUGGACCGAUAUUAAACCGAACACAUUUCAGAGAGCUCAGAGGUUUGAAGGGUUUAAAGAGAUGUGACAGUUAAUGUGCUUUUUUACUUCCUACUUCAGUUUCUACUUUUUCUACGUGACCAAAGCCCGAACUGAUUUUAAUAAACGUUUCUAGUUUAAAGUCAAA
Molecule: messenger RNA, 6567 nt
Organism: Notolabrus celidotus (New Zealand spotty)
Lineage: Eukaryota; Metazoa; Chordata; Actinopteri; Labriformes; Labridae
Gene: lamb1a
Product: laminin, beta 1a
Exons: 33
Coding region: 216-5591 (1791 amino acids)
Biological process (GO): cell migration; substrate adhesion-dependent cell spreading; basement membrane assembly
Cellular component (GO): laminin trimer
Molecular function (GO): integrin binding; extracellular matrix structural constituent
Source: RefSeq, a predicted model, not a curated record